ACUUAUGAAAUAUUAGUUUCGCUUAAAGCAUCAUGGAUUCCGACUAGCAGAAACAACGUCAACUUGACUUUAACGCACAAAAAAUGUUUAAACUAUUUUAGAUGUAUGUUAUGUUGUCCGUUUACAAAUCUGAAUAUGUGGCUGAAGUCAACUUUUAACAAUUCAAUGGCAAGAUUCAAUAGUCAAAGCAGGGCCAGGAAGAUCAUAAUUGGAUUCAUUCUUCUUCUUAUGUUCAUGUAUUAUCUUGUUCCCAAGUUCCUUGGCUUUGGAUAUCACAGCAAUUCACCUGAUGGAGUUGGAGCUUGUUUAAGCGAUAAGCUGUCAAAAUUUCAGCAUGAAAUAGACAAUUUUGAUGCAGUCACUAAUUUUGUGCCACAAAUAAUUGGAAAGAAAAACUAUCCAGCUUAUGUUGGGAAUGGCUUUGUGGGUACCAGUUUUGACAGCUUUAAUGGUGUGUAUGUGCGCUUAAACCGUGCCCUCUCAGUGGUCAUACCCUACUACCCGGUGGUGAGUGUGAGCAUGGAACACGCAACUAAAGAAGAAGUGGAUGUAUUGCAAAUAAGACAUGGCUUAGCUACAAGAAUACAGGUGUUUAAUACUAGAUCAAAAUGUGUAACAGUGGAGACAGAGAUGUACGCCCACAGGUUGCGCCCCUCCUUGCUGGUGCAGGAGUUGACAUUUCACAAUCCAACCAAACAAAAUGUGGUCCUAGAACUUGACCAGGGGCUUGCCUCAGGCUGGAAUGAUGCUCAAACAGUCUCUGACAGUGCUGCCAAUUCUGUUGGCUCCAAGGUUUCUUUCUCCCUCACCACAGGCAUGAUCAAGAUAGAGAACAGUGCAGACAGCAACCUCUAUAUAGGGUUGGCUGUAGCCUCCACAGGGGUACCAAGCAAAAAUGAAAUCUUUCCAGGAAAGACCACCACACAGCAUGUUCUCACAAGUAUACACUACACCAAGGCCCUGCCUCUGGAGGCUGCUAGAGCUCAAAUACUCAGCCUGAAGAAACAAUGUAGAGAGGAAAUAACAGCUGCACUAAAGAUGGAUUCCAAAAUAUUGAAAGAUGAGCAUGUUAACCUAUGGAAUCAGCUGUGGAGGAGUGGGUUCAGUAUCAGCUACUCAAAGGCAGCUGACGCUUUGAACGGUGAGAAGAUCAACAGCACAAUGUACUACGUGCUGAGCAAUGUGCCCGCGCCCCUCCACGACCCCAAGGUGAGCCCAGAAGAGGUGCUGGACCUGAAGAAGACCCUGCAUUACCCGGACCAGUGCUACAAGGAGCACACAUCACUGCACUCGACAACGCUUUGGGUGGAUGCUGAGAAUGAGGACAGUAUCGCACGUAUAGUGACUACAUGGAUCAUUACACUGGAGAAACAGGGCUGUCAACGCAUGAUAUCUGCAGGUGUGGAGGGAGUCCUGCAGGCCAUGCUGCUAAGCAUCGGUUCCCUGCACUAUGGAGACGACCACCUGGAGAUGAGGCUGCACCCCAAGGACACGCACCGAGACUUCAACUUCCAUCGCAUCAACUACGGCAACAACACCCACAUGAACAUCUCUGUGCUGGUUGACGAGAACAACAAGGCAAAUAUAUUUGUGUCCCUCGAUAGGAACGACCGGCCUUACUACGCCUGUGACGCUGGAUGUCUGGAUCCACCUGUGCCACUCAGCAAAACCUGGUCCAAGUUUCCUGUCAAACUGACAGAGCCUCUGACAGCCAUACUGUAUGUGACAGCUGACAAAACUCAUAUGGAAGAACUUAAACAUGCUAUACACGUGAAGGAAAUAGCAGAAGCCCCCGCCCAUGAGCACCAUGUGAUAGCGCUGCACAAACAUGGGCACCACUUCGGGGGCCUUCCCACCAUCUUCUGGGUUUCAAUCGCCUUCCUGGUCAUCGUCUUUCAUCUGUUCCUGUUCAAGCUCAUCUACAAUGAGUAUUGCCAGGCCCAGGAACGAUACACCAGGUCCAGAUACAACUUAUAGCACCUGCAGCAGCAGAACUUGUAAAGUUUGACCCAGGAACGAUACACCAGGUCCAGAUACAACUUAUUGCACCUGCUGCUGCAGAGUUUAUCAGGUGUAGUAGAAUGUGUGUAGUAAAAAAUUACUAUUAAAUGUUGUGGUAUUGCAGUAGUGGUGCAAUGCUCUUGUAUGAUAUUCCAAUCUGUGUUUGGGUGGUCAGUGUACAACAAAGCAGGUUGGAAGGAUAAUACAGAGGAAUUGCUAAUCAGGGUACUUACUCUUUUUUUAUGAUAGUAGGAUGAAGAUAUACUAUCAGACAGAAUAUUUUUGCUCAAAGAGUUAUAUGCUAUUUAGGCAAUAGACCAUAAAGUUGAUAAAAAUAGGCUGUCCUGUAAGCUGAAUGUGUCUUGAGUCUUUUAGGAUGAUUCAGAAACUUACCAAUUAUAAUCAAAUUAAGUGUAAACUGUUGUUUAUUAGUCACUGCUCAAUUCACUGUGCUAUGGAGCUGCAUAAAUGAAUGAUUCCUUUAACAAUAAAAAAAUAGAUGACAAACAGCAAUGGAUGUUUUAUUUAAAUUUUAUUUGCUACAAAUAUUUGAGCAAUAAGUAUGUAGUGGCAUACAUAACUUAACUGUCAAAAUAGUUUCAAAUCUUAUUCAUUAUUAGUUUCUUGUUUGUUACAAGAUAAUGUUUUUCAAUGAAAUUAUUGAUUAUUCUUCUCAAUUUAACUUAUGUGGUUUAUUACUGUGAUAUUGUUGUUGUUAAUGAUUUAUUGUUUCUUAAGAAAUGCACUAUGUGAAGUUACUGUUUUAUAAAUACAUGUGUGUACAAAUGAAGCUGCUCAUGCAAACACAAUAGUCAUGGUGAUGAGGCAUGGUGCUUACAUGGUGUGUGUAGGUAGCUAACAUGCAGAUCUAGCUUAGGCCUGCACAAUCAUUUAAGUGCAUACCUUAAAUGUUGAAAACAUGGUUUCAUGCUAUUGCUAUGUAUUUGUUGAAUGUGGACCUCUUUGACAAGUACAUGCUUAGCCAUGUUAAUGGGUUUACGUGCUAUGUAUUUCAAAUAGUUACGUUUUGCUGGAAAUUUUAUAUGCACAUAAAGAGACAAUGAGGUCAUGUUUCUAUAUAUAGAGGUGUGUAUGUUGUAUAUAAUUAUGGGAACACAAUUAUCUAUUUAUAAUCAAGUUUGAUAUGCCCCUAGCAUUAGCAGAUACCACAAGUCAUAUAUAAAUAUGGGCCUGUCCAUGACUUCUUUAUUCUGUCUGCUCAAGGUAAAUGACUUGUUUUGUCUUCAUAAAUAAUGCUUCCUACAAUGCUUUGAUACUUAAAUGGAUAUUGUCUUUGAACUAUGUAAACAGGCCCACAUCACCUGACUCAAAUUGACCAACGUUAAAUAGCAGAACUUCUUACUUCAAAGCAUUGAUUCUUCCAUUCAACACUCAACACCCACAUCACCUGACCUCAUUUUGACCCUGACAUUGACCUACAUUUGAACUUAUUCUUAUUCAAUGGAUCAAUCACUCAAUUCUGACAAGGCUUUACUCGGGGCAUAUGAAAUUAUUCAAUGCAGCAUCUUGUAUUGAUUUAAUUAUAUUUUUGUUAGCUAUUUAUGGUCUUCAAAUUGAAAACAUCAUACUGUUUAUAUGACAUUCCUCAUUUAUACUUUAAAACAAAUACAAUAGACAGCAGCAGUAAAGGCGCAUAUUUUUUAUGUCCCCUACCACUGUAGUGGGGGACAUAUUGUUUUUGCCCUGUCUGUUGGUUCGUGUGUUUGUUUGUUUGUUUAUUUGCCCCAACUUUAACAUUUGCAAUAACUUUUGCAAUAUUGAAGAUAGCAACUUGAUAUUUGGCAUGCAUGUGUAUCUCAUGGAGCUGCACAUUUUGAGUGGUGACAGGUCAAGGUCAUCCGUCAAGGUCAAAGGUCAAAUAUAUAUAGCUUCAAACCGGCGCAAAAGGGGAAAUAUUGUUUCUGACAAACACAUAUCUUGUUUCUAAAUAUUGUAAAUUCCCUUUGACUUUUUUAAAACUUAAAACUUUUUUUAGUCAUAUAACUAUCAUCUUUUUGAUUCUUUUUGAAAAACAGCAAAAAAUACUUUUUUGUGGAAAAACUUAAAUAUUUUCAAAUACUUCUUGCAUGUUCCUCCUAUUGUAAUGAACAAAAUUUACUUAAUAAUCAUGCAUUUUUGUAUGUAUUCAGUCAAAUGAUGUUAAGUUAUUGAUUCCCCCAUUUAAAGGAAGGGGGGGGGUUAUAGGAAUGCAUUUUUGUUCAUUCCUCUGUCUGUCCGAACAUUUUCCUGUCUGCUUGGUAUCUCCUACCCUUUUGACAGAGUGUCAUGAAACUCGCAUAUUUCCGCAGUUAAAAUGCUUUAUUAAAGGUCUGAUUCAGUUAUACAGGUAGAAGGUCAAGUUGGUACUUCAAGGUAAAAGGUUUGAUCCACCAUCAGAGUGUCUGCUCCAUAUCUCCGAUACUCUUAAGGAUUUUCGUGCAAUUUGCAUCAAAUGUUAAGGACAUUGAGACAAGUCAGAAGGCAUGAGUGAGUCACGAUGGCCAAAAGUCAAGGUCCAACAUGAGUGAGUCACGAUGGCCAAAAGUCAAGGUCCAACUUUAAGUGCAAAGGUGUUAGCCCCCACAGUUGUGUCUGCUAUACAUCUCCUAUACCCUUUAAUACUUGAAGGUCAAAAGUUAUGUUUUGUUUGAUCAUCAGUGUCUGUGAAACAUAGCUUGUUUAGUAUAUGCUUCAUAUCUCCUAUAACCAUUGAAGGAUUUCCAAUAAAUAUUUACAGAAAGUGUGUCAUUCAGAAGUCAUGACUCGAGUGUUAUACUCACUGUUAAAAUAAUUUUUCAAUGGGGGAUAUAGUUGUCUAUAUUAUACUGCCUUGCUUGUGAUUGGGUUUUCAGCUUACAUGUAUAUACACAAAACAAAAUUGUUCAUUCCUGGGCUUGGUUUCUAACAAUUGUAAUACUGGUUUCUAACAAUUGGUAUCAAAUUAUGCUUACAUCUGUUAAAAAUUGCACUAAAUUAUUUAAACAAAGAAAACACACUGAUACUUUAUAAUUGAACCUGUUCUGUGUAUACUGUUUUGCUGAUAUUUGAAAUAUGAGUUACUUGUAAUAAUAUUUUGUAACCAGAUUUUCCAACAAGUUAUUAGAUUGAUGUAUGGCAGGCGGUGUAAACCUUUAUUCUAUAUUAGCCUAUCUUUAUGAAACUUUGGAAAUAGCAAGCUUGCAUGGAUAUCUAUCUUGUGAAUGUAUUUGGGGCGUGUCAGGUCAAAGUCCUUCUUAGUAAAAAUUGUACUAAACAUCUGACUUAAUAUCUUUGGUUUUGGAGGGAGGUAUAAUGCUGCAUUUUUGUGACGGUAGCUUACCUUCAAACUUAGCUCAGGAUGGCACUGUUAUUUAAAUAAAAUUCAUGUCUUCAAAGUUGAAAAUUUGUUUUUGCUGCAAGUGCCAUGUUUCUUUUAUUUACAUCAUGAUCUAAAAAUUAUGAGCUGUUUGAAUAAUUAGCAUGUUUGAUAAACUAGGCCCAGACUAUUUGUUACUAGAACAGAUGAGCAGCAAUGGAACCCUGCUAUUGUAGGUGUUCAAUCUACAAUCAUGUGUAUGGAGUAUGCCAAACUAGCUGAAUUAGUUGGCUGCCAUGGAUGCUCUGGGUUUGUAUCAAUUAUCUUGAUAUACAUGUAAUGUAUACUUUGAUGUAUUGUUUUGUAAAAAAGUUUGUUUUUUGUCUUGUUUGAUAUUUUAAGUCGGGCUGGUUAUUCGUGGCUUCUGUGAAUAGUGGUUAUUUAAAGUUUUAUUAUGUAAUUACAAGUUAUAUGUUUUAAUUGUUUAGUUCAUGAAAUCCAUCCAGCCCAUGUCUUUUCACUCCAUCAGAUAUGCGAGAGUGCUUUACUUGGUUUAAUUGGAAUUAUGUAUUAAUGAUUAAAUAUAGGAAAAAAGUUUAUCUUUAGUGGAAGUUGUUCUCAUGGUUAUUUAAGAAUAACAUGAAGCUGCAUUUUUCUGACAUCAUUUGCAGUUUUUUUAAUUUUGUUUACUCAUUUUAAUAUGUUUUCUUUUCGUAUCUAACUGUUGUGUAUAUGAAUUACGCUCCCUGAAUUGAGCUGACUUCAUUCAUUACAUUUUAAUCACUCCUGUUAACCCUUUGCAUGCUGGGAAAUUUGUCGUCUGCUAAAAUGUCGUCUGCUGAAUUUGUAAAAUAAGCAUUUUCUUCAUUUUUUCCCAAAGAAUACUAUCAGAAUAGCAAACAGUUUGGAUCCAGAUGAGACGCCACGUUCUGUGGCGUCUCAUCUGGAUCCAAACUGUUUGCAAAGGCCUUUAAAAUUCAGCUCCAGCGCUUUAAGGUUUAAACUACAUUCCAAACAUAACUGGCAUGUAUUCACCAAACACCCUUAUAAUGCAUUACGUUCAUAUAACUGGAUGUCGUUUUGUGGUACUAUUAGUAUGGGUAUUAUAACUUUUUUCAAACCAUAUCCUUUGACAAUUUAAUAUUUUGUUCAUGUUGGAUAUGUUCUGUAUCCAUUUAUUGUAAAUACAGGGACUUAUUUAUGCAUUUAAAAUAAAACAAGAACAAAACUG
Molecule: messenger RNA, 6527 nt
Organism: Dreissena polymorpha
Lineage: Eukaryota; Metazoa; Mollusca; Bivalvia; Myida; Dreissenidae
Exons: 14
Coding region: 106-1977 (623 amino acids)
Source: RefSeq, a predicted model, not a curated record